AAUUCACAAAUUUGUUCUUUUAAUGAUGAAUCUACUGGUUUUUAUGCUAGCUGGCAUAGUAAUUUGGAUUAGUUAAUUUUAUUGUAAAUAUGAGAAACUUUCCAAGAACCCCAAAUUUUCCAUUGAAUGGAUUUUUUGAUGAACCUAUAUUUCGAGAGCAACAUUUUUGGAUUGUCAACAGAAAUGGCCGUAAUUGAGAAUCCUUCUGGUUCCUUUGUUUCAGUCACUUCGGCACGUUUUGAGUUCGGUAGACCUCCAAUACGCGAAGUUGGAGGAGGCAUUUUAAUUAAGCCUAGAGGGACUUUUAUGGACGCUACAAUUGUGGCAAAUUUUGCUGUUGAUGAAUCUUUUUUUGGAAUGGGAUGUAUUGAAUUAUUGUUUUUCACUGAUUUAACACCAAUAAAUGCUCCAUAUGGAGGUAUACCACAUUCGAGAACUAUUUGUGAUUUAACAAAAACAUGUUCACGAUUUCCAUGUCCAGAAUAUGGUAAAAUCCCUUUUGGCGGAAUUUCACCGCCAAUGGACUAUCUGGAUAGUAAUUUAAAUCAAUUUAUUCCUCCAUUUGGUUCAUUACCUCCUCAAGCUUAUUCUCCUUAUUUUCCUCAAUCUCCAAAUUAUUUACAAAAUUAUAACAAUAAUCCACUAAAUAAUUAUCAAAAUUAUCCAUUUCCUAACCAAUUUGACCAAAAAUUAAGACAACAACAAUUAUCUUAUUUAAAUAAAGAUUCAAUAUUUAAUAACUGCCCCCCAACAUUUAAUGAAGAAUCUUUCCAAUUUUCUUCUUCAUUAUAUCCUCAAUAUGACAAUAAUCCCUAUUUUAGUAGACUACCUUUAUCUUUUGCAGAAAGAGUUAAGAAAAUAAAGAAACGAGGAAAACAAAAACAAAUAAAAUCCUUAGAAGAUCAAAAAACAACAAAUCCAGAUAUUUCACCAUUAAUUAAUUUAAAUAAUACUUUAUUACCUUUAAAAGAACAUUCAUUUAAAUUUAAACGUCAAAUACCAUCAAAGCCCAUUGUUUCGCCUUUUAAUCAUCAACAAAAUAAUAAUAUUAAAGUUUCCCCUUUAAAAGGAACAGCAUAUGAGGGGCAAGACAAUAUUUAUCCGAGAAUUGAAAAUACAAUACCUGCAGCUAAUCCACAAUACGAAGCAUUAGAAAAUUGGAAAAAUAAACAAGGAAAACAACAACAAAAUUGGCAUCCAAUCGAGCAGGGAGGUGUUAACAAAUCACAAAUGUAUUGGCCUUGGAGAACAAAAAUUGGUCAACAAGAUGUUAUGGCGGGGGAUUUUAAUGAAAAUAAAGAGGAAAAACAACAAUUCGAGCAAUUUAAAGGAAAAGAUGUUGGAUUACCUCAGACAAAAAAAUUAAAUUUUUAUGAUCCUAAAAAGUGUGAUGGAGGAAUUGAUCCAUAUUGGUGUAAAGAUUAUAUAAAACAAUUUAUGUUAGGAAUUGAAGGAGGAAAUAAAAAUAAUAAUAAUAAAUCUUCUUCCUGUCCAGCACUUUUAGAAUCUCUCAAAAAUAGUGAUCAUCGAUGUUGUAAUGCUUUACAGCAAUUAGGUUGUUAA
Molecule: messenger RNA, 1563 nt
Organism: Meloidogyne enterolobii
Lineage: Eukaryota; Metazoa; Nematoda; Chromadorea; Rhabditida; Meloidogynidae
Source: the annotation of a GenBank genome assembly